CUGAGCUGGGGAGGAGCAGCAGGAGGCAGGUCAGCCCUGGCUGGGUACACUUGUGGCUGCUGCUCACCAUGCACAUAACCCAGCUCAACCGGGAGUGCCUGUUGCACCUUUUCUCCUUCCUGGACAAGGACAGCAGAAAGAGCCUUGCCAGGACCUGCUCCCAGCUCCAUGAUGUGUUUGAGGAUCCUGCACUUUGGCCUCUGCUGCACUUCCGUUCCCUGACUGAGCUCAAGAAGGACAACUUCCUUCUGGGCCCAGCACUGCGCAGCCUGUCCAUCUGCUGGCACUCCAGCCGUGUACAGGUGUGCAACAUUGAGGACUGGCUUAAGAGCACCUUCCAGAGGAGCAUCUGCAGCCAGCAUGAGAGCCUGGUCAGUGAUAUCCUCCUCCAGGUGUGUGACAGGUGCCCCAACCUUGCGUCGGUCACGCUGUCGGGUUGCGGCCACGUCACUGACGACUGCCUGGCCCGCCUGCUACGCUGUUGCCCGCGCUUGCGCGCGCUGCGUCUGGAGAACUGCGCGCGUGUGACCAACCGCACGCUGGCGGCCGUGGCGGCUCACGGGUGCGCGCUGCAAACGCUGCACGUGGACUUCUGCCGCAACGUGAGCGCCGCCGGCCUGCGCCGCCUGCGCGCCGCCUGCCCGCUCCUGGCCCUGCGCGCCGAACACAGCGCGGCCAUGAUCCCCGACCAGCUCCCACGCUCGCCAGCGUCGGGCGCGGCCCUCCGCAAGCUGCCUCCACAGUAAGCCCGCCGUGGCCCAGAGAGGGAGCACCUUGGUGUCAGACCGUCCUGGCUUGGAGCCCCCGCCGCCGCGUCUUCUUAGCCUCAUUCUUCCCGUCUAUACGUCGGGGAUAAAGCCUGCCUACCUACCUCACAUCACGAUUUUAUACAGGGGAUGAAGGCGAAAUUAAACGACCGAUUGUUUGGAAAACACUCUGUGGUGCUCACUAAAUACCAGC
This is a messenger RNA of Sciurus carolinensis (gray squirrel), 960 nucleotides long. It is a transcript of the gene Fbxl22, whose product is annotated as F-box and leucine rich repeat protein 22. The coding region runs from base 69 to 746 and encodes 225 amino acids. Gene Ontology annotation, molecular function: protein binding. The record is from RefSeq and is a predicted model, not a curated record. Lineage: Eukaryota; Metazoa; Chordata; Mammalia; Rodentia; Sciuridae. The transcript has 2 exons.